Molecule: messenger RNA, 593 nt
Organism: Desarmillaria tabescens
Lineage: Eukaryota; Fungi; Basidiomycota; Agaricomycetes; Agaricales; Physalacriaceae
Exons: 3
Coding region: 101-475 (124 amino acids)
Source: RefSeq, a predicted model, not a curated record
CGACUGGCGUUUAGGCGACUGGAGGAUUGAAAACGGCAAGCUCGAGUUUGCGACAGGAGACGCAUACCGCGAUACUCGCUCUGGUUUCAAACUGGUCCAAAUGGGGUCACAUCUAAGCAAACCUCGUACUUAUCCGGAAGUCACUAUCUCGGCCUUCACUGAGAUCGGAAAGGAAGAAUCGUCGAUUCAAGUCUCAAAGCAACGAUCCUACACGGGUAGGAAACCCGUCAUAACUUCCUCUCUCGCCGAUACCCCUUGUACCGACCUAGGCGUUGCCGGGAUUUUAGACCAGCUCAACACCACCCUCGGAACCUCAUACACGCUGAACAAUCCAUCCUUAUCCUCGAUACUCCAAAGCUGCAUCUCGGAGAAAUACGACUUUGGCGCUGCCUAUGGGCGUCUCCGUCCUAUCUGGUAUAGUGCCAACUGGAGCACUAUCCAAACUGAACUGCGUACACGUGAGGAGAAGGACUAGAAGAUGCGACGAGAAGCGCUCGUGGGUAAACGGAUCGUAAAUCCGAAUAUGCCCCCUCGACGCGUGUGGGAUCUUUAUAGCAAUCGUGUGGUACCCCAAGGAAUUGUCACCGAGAAGA